GUGUGGCGCUCUAAAAAAAAGUGGUACCACUUCACGAGUUCACAUGACCAGUUGAAGAUCGCGGGGCUCGAUUUGUGCUGAGAUUUCAGCGACGAAAAUUAAGCAAGACCAGCACAACCCCACCCUCUCUUGCUUUGCAAAUUCCAACCCCAGCUGUGAGUCUCUCUCUCUGUCUCUGUCUAUUUAUUUGCACCAACCGUCGUCACCAAACACUCCAGAAGACCCCCCUUCUCUUUCUUCAAGGCGUGAUCUUUCCCGUCAUUCGUCGCGGAGAUCACCGUAUUUUCUAGCCUUUUUCUGCGGGUUUCUUUCUUGGGUCUCGCUCCUUCGGCGUAGCAGAGUGUGAAGAUCUCCGGGUCUUCGAGCUCUGCGUCAGUCAGCGAUCCCACGAUUAUAAAAACCCAGUCUUGACGCCCGAAAACCAGAGUUUCUUGAUCCUCGAGAGACGAGAAGUCCCAAGACCCAUCUCCGAUCUGCUCUUCCUCUGGGCUUAUUUGUUCGUUUGAGGGCACCCCAGAGACCCAAGUUUGUAUCUUGGCUUGAAGAUGAUUUGUUCGGUGAGGCAGUCUUUAAGCCCAGUUAUUGGCUCCGAGGCUUUUCUCGGCAAGAAGCGCGUCUUUCCCUCGAGCAGAUCCUCCCUCCUGCCGCCCCUGCGAACCCAGAAGUCCUCACGCGCCGUCGUCUCGCUCUCUCGACCGCUUCACGUAGCGUCGGUCGAGGCCUUCGGAUCGUCGCCGAGGAAGCAAGAGAAGGACUUGAUAAAAUGCGAGGCGUACGAGGCGGACCAGUCGAAGCCGGUCGAGGCAGCGGCCGGAUCGGGGGUGGCGCAGAAGGCCAAGAUCGGGGUUUACUUCGCGACGUGGUGGGCUUUGAACGUGGUGUUCAAUAUCUACAACAAGAAGGUGCUGAAUGCUUUCCCCUACCCUUGGUUGACCUCCACGCUCUCGCUUGCAUGUGGGUCUCUCAUGAUGUUGAUCUCCUGGGGCAUGAGGAUCGCCGAGACUCCGAAGACUGAUUUCGAGUUCUGGAAGACUUUGUUUCCUGUUGCUCUGGCACAUACAAUUGGGCAUGUUGCAGCAACUGUGAGCAUGUCAAAGGUUGCAGUGUCGUUCACCCACAUCAUCAAGAGUGGCGAGCCUGCGUUUAGUGUGUUGGUCUCAAGGCUCCUCUUGGGCGAAACAUUUCCAGUGUCUGUUUAUUUGUCCCUCCUGCCAAUUAUUGGUGGUUGCGCCCUCGCUGCCGUGACUGAGCUCAACUUUAACAUGACUGGUUUCAUGGGGGCUAUGAUAUCAAAUUUAGCCUUUGUCUUCCGAAACAUAUUUUCAAAGAAAGGAAUGAAGGGCAAGUCUGUUAGGGGAAUGAAUUACUAUGCGUGCCUGUCGAUGCUGUCUCUCCUAAUUCUCACUCCAUUUGCCAUUGCUGUGGAGGGACCACAGAUGUGGGCAGUAGGUUGGCAGAAGGCCCUCGCAGACAUUGGACCCAAUUUCGUCUGGUGGGUGGCAGCACAAAGUGUGUUCUACCAUCUCUACAACCAGGUGUCAUACAUGUCCUUGGAUGAGAUCUCGCCCUUGACGUUUAGCAUCGGUAACACUAUGAAACGUAUAUCUGUGAUCGUCUCCUCCAUCAUCAUCUUCCACACCCCCGUUCAGCCCGUCAACGCCCUUGGAGCUGCCAUCGCCGUUUUUGGAACCUUCCUGUAUUCACAGGCGAAGCAGUAAGCUGGCAUUGAGCACCGGCCUCGGGUUUUACGAGAUCGAUGACGGGUUGGUGGGGCUUUUCGCGCUAGCUCGAAGUUUAGGUGAAGCCGGUUUUCGGGAGCCAUUGGAAUUGGGAUCAAGCUGUGGAUUAUGGGCAGUGGUGUUCUGUAUAGUACAAUAAGAAGGACCAAAUACAUAAACAGCUGCGAGAGUUUUUUAAUGUUAUACGAGGGGGUGGGUUCAUUAGGGACUUCGGUUUUUUCUCCUAUUGUCUUUUAUAUCCAAUCCUUUUUUCUUUUUUGCUUAUUGAAAUGCUUUGCGGGAGAGAUUUCCAAGAAUAACGGGCAAUUUUUAUAAAGUGGGGGAAGAACAGGACCCUCUUUUGAACGAUGAA
Molecule: messenger RNA, 2091 nt
Organism: Syzygium oleosum
Lineage: Eukaryota; Viridiplantae; Streptophyta; Magnoliopsida; Myrtales; Myrtaceae
Product: glucose-6-phosphate/phosphate translocator 1, chloroplastic-like
Exons: 5
Coding region: 546-1718 (390 amino acids)
Biological process (GO): transmembrane transport
Cellular component (GO): membrane; Golgi apparatus
Molecular function (GO): triose-phosphate transmembrane transporter activity; antiporter activity; phosphoglycerate transmembrane transporter activity
Source: RefSeq, a predicted model, not a curated record